Fomitopsis serialis is the source of this 534-nucleotide messenger RNA. RefSeq lists its product as uncharacterized. Bases 1 to 534 code for a protein of 177 amino acids. The transcript has 4 exons. NCBI's taxonomy places the organism in Eukaryota, Fungi, Basidiomycota, Agaricomycetes, Polyporales, Fomitopsidaceae. The record is from RefSeq and is a predicted model, not a curated record.
AUGAAGUGCACCCACACUGCUGAUAACCUCGAGCUGAAGUAUGAAGCUGCGAAGGCUACGCUUACAUUCGGUGCAACCGAGCCGCCCGCACCCGGCCUCCCCGCUUUCCAUACCAAGUUCCAUUUCGAGCCAGGAGCGAAGUUUGAUUCGUUCCUACACUUCCAUGUGUCGCACGCAGAGUACUUGUAUUGCGAGAAGGGCAGCAUACGCGUAACAAUCGGAGCAGUGGUCAGGAUAGUUGGGCCUGAAGACGGACAGCUUGAAAUUCCAGCUUGGACACCACAUCAAAGGGAGACCCUCGAGACAAACAAAGAGACGAUCGUCUGGGAGCGCACAGACCCUAACGACGGCCAGAAAGAGCUCUUCUUCCGUAAUCUCAUGUCCUUGAUCAACGAUUACAAAGGCUCACUGCCUUUCCUGCAAACGUUCAAGAUAUUCAGCGACUACGAUAACUACCCAGGGAAGCACGCAGGCGUAGCGGGAUAUCGCAGCGUGUACAAGGAGUACACACCGAAGCGCUUGCUCAAAAGCUAA